Molecule: messenger RNA, 794 nt
Organism: Carya illinoinensis
Lineage: Eukaryota; Viridiplantae; Streptophyta; Magnoliopsida; Fagales; Juglandaceae
Product: class V chitinase-like
Exons: 3
Coding region: 1-723 (240 amino acids)
Biological process (GO): chitin catabolic process; carbohydrate metabolic process
Cellular component (GO): extracellular region
Molecular function (GO): chitin binding; chitinase activity
Source: RefSeq, a predicted model, not a curated record
AUGGCCAAUACUUCUGUGGGUAGAAAGUCUUUCAUUGACUCUUCAAUAAAAACAGCAAGACUCUAUGGCUUUCAGGGCCUAGACCUCAGCUGGAUUUGGCCAAACACAAGCUCUGAUGUGGCCAACAUGGCCACCCUCUUUGAAGAGUGGCGAGUGGCUCUAGAGUCUGAGGCUAAAAACUCUAGCCAACCCCAACUGAUAUUGACUGCUACAGCUCAUUACUCACCAGUUUUAAGUUCUGUUUCUUUCCCCAUUGAGUCAAUGCAGAGAGACUUGAAUGGGCUGAAUAUUUAUCUUUGCAACAUCCUACGAGCGAGAUUAAUACCGAUUUUGGCACGAGGGCAUGGAUUGCUAGGGGACUAUCUGCUAAAAAGUUGGUGCACCGGCCACUUUCCAGCCACUGGCCCUGCAAUUUCACCUCGAGGAAUCGUGCCCUACAAAGAUAUCAAACAACUUUAUAUUCAGAGAUAUGGGGUUGCUUUCAUGUAUAAUGCUACAUAUGUGAUGAAUUAUUGCAUAGUUGGAUCAACUUUUAUUAGUUUUGAUGAUGUUGAAGCUAUAAAAAAUAAGGUUUCCUAUGCCAAGGAAAUGGGGCUGCUAGGUUACUACUGUUGGAAUCAAGAUAGGGACGAAACGAUAGAAGAAGAGGAAAGAAGCACUCUGUACGUCAAUACUCUGUUUUUCUCAUUCCCACAAACAUUGUUUCAGUACAUCAAUAUAUAGAACCAAAAGAAAAUUCUGGAAAUUAAAUUAAUGACAUUUAUGGCCAUUCAGAUUUACUAGACGGUACACAC